Messenger RNA from Magnusiomyces paraingens, 1053 nucleotides. RefSeq lists its product as uncharacterized. Gene Ontology annotation, molecular function: transcription coregulator activity. Bases 1 to 1053 code for a protein of 350 amino acids. NCBI's taxonomy places the organism in Eukaryota, Fungi, Ascomycota, Dipodascomycetes, Dipodascales, Dipodascaceae. Gene Ontology annotation, cellular component: core mediator complex; mediator complex. The transcript is spliced from 2 exons. Gene Ontology annotation, biological process: regulation of transcription by RNA polymerase II. The record is from RefSeq and is a predicted model, not a curated record.
AUGCCAUCUUCAAUGUCUGAUAACCUCGGUGUAUAUCUCUUGGGUGACAAUGUAUAUGAACCAUCUAAACCUUCGGCCGCUAGCAACCUGCUAGACAUUUACGGGCUCAGCCCAUUGGCCGCCUCGGUCGCUCGCUUUGACCCCGUGACGGGCGAAAAGCGUAAGCUUCGUAAGUCCUAUAAGAACCACAUUAUGGAUCUGCCCGGCAAGCACGAGAUUCCUCCACGAGGUGUCGACCAACCAGGCAGCGUGUCUACGUCCCGCGCAGACGAGGCGCCCACCCUACUAUCCAUUGUUUAUUCAACCCAGAGCCAGUACCAAAAUCCCAUCCCCGUCUUGUCCAAGGAGGCGGCACGCACUGCGCCCGGCGAGGAGUACAAGUACAAGUACCUCCAGCCCUACGAGCCUGAUCUCCUCAAGCGGGCCUUUGGAGGUCUGGAAAAAACCCCUGUUAGUGGGAUACCUGACUUUGAUGUGUCCAAGUUGGCGAUACCGCCUGUAAGCAGGUUCCCUACAGAAAAUGGCAAUUCUGGAGUGCAACCCCAAAAUGGAUACAACAUACAACAACAGCAGCAGCAGCAGCAGCAGCAGCAGCAACAACAACAACAACAACCACAACAUCAACAUCAACAACCGCACGGCCACCACCAAAACAUUCACAGUAAGUCCAACGGAGGAACACCGGCAUUAUCAUCUUCAUCAUCCACACUGGGUGGGUCUUUGAUGAGGUCAUCGUCGUCGUCAUCGUUACAUUUUAGCAAUAAGUUGCAUUCGAAUUCUUCACCCGCUCUGUCUUCAGCAGCGGCAGCCGCAGCAGCGGCCGAGUCUUCUAACGAAGACGCCACAGUCAUGCGCAUCUCGCUUAAGAAGAAGAAGCGGAAAGAGCGCACACACACAUCUGUUUCGCCCACAUCGUCGACGGGAGGAAUGGGCGGCAGUAGUAGCGGCAGCGGGUCUGCGGCAGUGGCGGCCGCAGCUGCGGUUGGAUUAGGUAUGGAGGGUCAUCAUCAUGACGCCAAACGCAGAAAAACAACAGCCAUUACUACCAACUAA